CGCUCUUUCUCCUUCGUGGACAUCAGUCAGCAUCCUCUUUCAACUACUAGCGUGUCAACAAGCAACAAGAACAUUCAGUCAUAUCCGCAACUACUAUAAGAGACUGUUCGUUGCGUCGUCACUUUUACAUCCCUGCUUUGCCCUUUUUUCCCCCCCAAGCAAAGAAUACCUCACCAGCCCAGUCCGCUUACCCCGCCAUCAACACGAGCACGCAAACAAGCUUAUGCACGCCUUGUUUGUUGACCAACGUCACCGCCGUCGGUCAUUGUACUAGGUCACUUUGAGUCUCACAACUGCCAAAAUACAUUUGAGGUGGUCAGCAUCUGAAGUUGAACAUCUCUACCUCUUAUCCCUCCUCACUCGAUACAUCCAUCAGUCAUCGUUGGGUACAUUCCGUCCAAGUACUACUUGGUUUAGUCGAGUGUGUUACCUACCAGCAACCAUGGCCUCCACGAAGCGCAUCGCGAAGGAAUUCGCAGACUGCACCACCGCCCCACCCCCUGGCAUUUCCAUCACCCUCCCCUCUGACGCCGACCUACACACCUGGCACGUCACCGUCACGGCGCCGCCCAACUCCGUCUACGCCCCCGGUCGCUUCGGCCUCAUCCUCAAGCUUCCCACCGAUUACCCCUUCAAGCCUCCGACCAUCAACUUCACGACGCGCAUCUACCACCCCAACAUCACCAACGACUCGCUGGGGAACAUCUGCCUGGGCCUGCUGAAAUCCGAGAACUGGAAGCCCGCGAGCAAGAUCAUCAGCGUGUUGGAGGCUGUGCGCAACAUUCUCGUCGAACCGAUGCCCGACGACGCGCUCGAGCAGCGCAUUGCGGAUGAGUAUCGGAGGGAUCGGCCCGAGUUUGAGAAGAAUGCGAGGGCGUAUGUGGAGAGGUAUGCAAAGGGGUCGGUGAAUUUCGUGCAGGCUCCUCCUCCUCCGGAGAAGAAGGAUGGUGCGCCUGCGGGUGCUACUACUACUGGUGCUGUGAAUCCUGGUCGCGCUGCUGGUAGGCAAGGAGGUGCUAGCUCGGGUUCGGCGUCCCGCCCUGCUCCACCUGCGUAGGGGCAGGGGCGUGGGUGGUAGGUGGCUGCUCGAAGAUAUACGCCUUUUUGUCACUUGAUGGAGCUGUUCAAAAUGCAUAAGCGAUGACACAGAGUCUCUGUGAUGCGAGCGACGUGAUGCGUAACGGGGAUGGGAGGUUAGUGGCAAGGAUUCUUUAAACUGCAUAUGUGCGACACGAUUAGAAGGAAUCGAAAGAGACCGGGUAUGUGGCAAGCUCGUUACCAAAAUAACUGGACUUGAUGGAUGAGGCUAGCAUUAGGCUGGAGAUGGUUAUCGAAGGGAAAAGUGUUUAACCAGAACUGGAUGUGGCGAUCACUGGACGCCUGGGUUGGUCUGAAAACUGCUAGACAUCAAUGCAAGACAAGGCCAAUAGUGAUAGACAUCAUUGAUCAUGGGAACGAAGAGUGGAGGAAACACAUCGCACUGGCUCAACUGAAUGAUGGAGCAGGCAUUAUUAUGAGGCUCAUAGCAAUGUCUAAUGCGAAAAGUCCGGGAAAUUAGAUUUGAGCCAUUCAUCCCCCCCCUCCAAAAAAGAGUCACAAUGAUUACCCA
Neurospora crassa OR74A is the source of this 1609-nucleotide messenger RNA. RefSeq names its product ubiquitin conjugating enzyme Ubc14. The transcript is spliced from 2 exons. The coding region runs from base 443 to 1057 and encodes 204 amino acids. NCBI's taxonomy places the organism in Eukaryota, Fungi, Ascomycota, Sordariomycetes, Sordariales, Sordariaceae. The record is from RefSeq and is a predicted model, not a curated record.